Tremella mesenterica DSM 1558 is the source of this 1848-nucleotide messenger RNA. RefSeq lists its product as uncharacterized. The coding region runs from base 1 to 1848 and encodes 615 amino acids. The record is from RefSeq and is a predicted model, not a curated record. Gene Ontology annotation, molecular function: nucleic acid binding; zinc ion binding. The transcript has 4 exons. NCBI's taxonomy places the organism in Eukaryota, Fungi, Basidiomycota, Tremellomycetes, Tremellales, Tremellaceae.
AUGUCCACUGCCGGUAUUUCAUCCAAACAACUCGAUGAGCAUUUCAUGUCCACUGACGGGUCUGCAUACAAACUCGAUGAUCAUUCUAUGUCCAGUACCAAGUCGACUUUUGACUUCAGAAUCUUUCAAGUUGGUGGGAACGGACGUGUGACUGAGGAAAUUGUUAAUAGAGGUGGUUUUGGUCUUGACGAUAGGUGGAAGACUCAAGGGAUAAAGAGUAUUUCCAGGUUGAAGGGCAGAGCGAAAGAUAUUCGAGACAAUGUGGAUGGGAAAAAAGAGACGAGAGAGAUGAGGGAAAACGUGGGGAGGAAAGGAGAGAUGAGCGAGAUCAGGGGAAAAGUCAGGGAGGAAGAAGAGAUGAGCGAGGUUGCAAAUAACAUUUUCGGCAGCGAGAAAGGUUCGAUCAUGAACCAAGAUGGGAAGAGAAACCAUCCCAUCGAGAAAGAGGAGGUCACGGGCGAGAGGAAAAUGGACAAGGUGAGAAACAAACUGGAUCAAGUGACUUUUCAACAUGUCAAUGUCCAUCGUCCAAGGGGUUUCAGUCAUAGGAGACACGAUUCAUUAGCACCAGAGCCCCUAGACUUCCACGAGACAUCCAUCGAGUUCGACCCAACCUGCGACUUAGUCGUCGUGUUUCCAGUACCGUUACAAGUUGAAGAAUCAGCCUUACGCACCUUGGGUCGAAUCGGAGAGUACUGUAUGCUCACCAGAGGGAAAGCGCGGAAAAUGAUACCAGAAAAAGAGGAGUUGGAACAAGGGCGGGUCCCAGAGGAAGAAAUACCAACAAGUUCUUCGAGAAGUACCAUUUCACAUGAUCUCACUUCUACCACCACUACCCCAGAUCCGCUGAAUGAAUUAUUGCAGCAGUUGUCACAAUUGUUAGCCAUUAUGACGAUGCAACAAAAGGAACAAAAUGCAUUAAGGGAAGAACUGGCUACGAUGAAAGCUGACCGACAGAACCAACAGCUACUCACAUCGAAAGGGGCAAGUUCGAUCAAAAUCGAAGAAAACAAGCCGUAUUUGGAGCCAAAACUUACCAACAACGAACGAACAGGAAGAACCAGGUGUGCGGAUCCACCUACCUUCAGUGGAGAACGAGGAGAAUUGGACAACUUCCUUGCAGCAUGCCACAUGAACUUCGAAUUCAAAGGGGCCGAGUACGCCACCGAUCGCAGAAAGAUCCUGUUCAUGUACGGGUAUCUUCGAGGCACCCCUCAAAUGCUUCUAACCCCGGCCAUAACCAAUCCAACCAUACAGGGCCUGAAGGAAGAGCUACUGAAGGUGGUAGUGGUAAAUAACACCGACCCUCGAACCAAAUCGGACUGGAUCUAUUUCAAACAGCAUGUGAUAGGGACUGAGGAGAACCAACGGAUGGCUGAAACGAUGAUUGCAGCGAAUCGAUGGGCUGCUAGACGCAAAAAUGAGAUGACCUGGCUUCCCCCUCGAUCGAAUUCGAUGCGAUUGGAUCCUAGUCCGCCCAACACGGCAGAACGCCACUCACAAUCGACUGGUAGAGGACCCUUGCCCGGUGGAAAACCAGGGAUGAUGAAUUACGGUCUACCAAACGACCCUCCGGUCACUUGGACAGAGGACGGAGGACGUCUCAGCGAGAACGAAAUGACUUGGAGAAGGGAGAACCGAUGUUGUCUCAAAUGUAGGAGUCCAGAACAUUACGCCAACAACUGUCCAAAUGGAGGAAAUACGAGGAACAACAUUAGGGGAUCCCCAAACCCGCAUAGCUCACCAAUUCCUAGUGGAUCGAACUCGAUCCCAACCGGAUCCAAAGGGCCAUUAGUUCGAGGAAUGGCGGUGACCUUUGAAGAAGAGGGAAACGAAUACCUGGCCUAA